Molecule: messenger RNA, 3190 nt
Organism: Acanthoscelides obtectus
Lineage: Eukaryota; Metazoa; Arthropoda; Insecta; Coleoptera; Chrysomelidae
Source: the annotation of a GenBank genome assembly
AUUUUUUCAAAUGUUGUGCAACGAUUUCACCAAAAAUUUAGCUACGGAUAGUCUUCUAGAGUCUAGUAGAAUACAUUUCAACAGAUGUCUUGCGUGGCCAUGUUAUCUUUACUCGGACCGCAAAUUGUCAUAGAAUGAUGGAAUUACGACGAUUUUCCAGCACAUUUUGUUCAUUUUACAUUCACCUCAAACCUAUUAUCGGACUUGGUCGAACUUCUGGUCACAACGUUCCGGCUCUUAGGGAAUAUGGUUAUGAGGGGCUUUCGACUUUGACGUUUUAAAUGUCAAUUACUCCUACCAACACCAAAAUACCAACCUAACAGCAUCAAUUGUUUUCGAGUAAUUCUGACGUUAUUAUCCGGCAUUAUCAGCAUACAUACCCCAUUUUUUUCAAUAAAAAGUCACAUUAUUUGAUUAGUAUAUUUUUUGGAGGCAGUAUUUAGUUUCGUAGGCACACUGGCUUCCUGCGGAAACAGCUACGCCGGAAUGGACGUUGAACCAAUAUCCUGUUCGUCCUCGGGGAUCUCCACAGCAGUGGUUCUGCAAGCAAUGCCGAAAAUCGACGAAGAUCACAUGUUAAGCAACAAACCACCUAAAGAAAGGGUAGUGGAAAUGUUGGACAUGCUAGAAACUCAUGUUGAAAAGCUGCGAAGAGGAGCCAGUCAAUUAGAGGAGGACAAGGAUGCAUUGUUGUCUACCUUGGAUUCUGUUGUGAAUGCGGAUUUGAUGUAUAAUUUGGAUGAAAGUGAGUCCGCUCUAGUUGAAAGAGAUGACGUUACUCGAUAUGCAGACAGGAUCAUCAGUCGGUGUAUGACGGUCGAGGUUCGGGUGAUGACCCAAAGGGACAAGAUGCAGGAAGAAGCCUUGUUCCAAGUCAACCACCUUAUAGAUAGCCUUGUCAUAACUUUAAGAAGCGAUCCGGAAACCGCUAAACAGCGGUGUGUUAGUUACAUGAAUGCCUGUUCUUCACAAAUCGUGGAAGGUAUAACUGACAAGAAUUUCGAAUCAGCAUUACUGGGCUGUACCAUGGAUGACCAGAAAAAAGUGAAACGGCGGCUGCAGGGGCUGCUAAACUAUUUUGAAAAAAUGAAAGUGGUCCACCUACCUUCCGACCUACCUUAAGGAUAUUAAAAAAAUAUGUGUAUCACUGUGUUUUGCUGUGAGGUUAGGUAUAAUAAUAAGUAGUUUACAUUUCCAGUAUAAAAAGUUUGCUGAUGACUACUGCCACAUACUCUUUUUGGAAAACUUUAUAGUCAGUGGUUCUUUGAUACUGUUACGGCAAUUGUACACGAGUCGAUAAACUGUUUAUUUGUGACUCCAGACUCCAUAUAUCUUGAAAUUAGGGAUGUCAGACAGUUAUGAUAACAUGUAAAUUAUAUUAUUCUUAAAAUUUUCUUUUUCACUUGAUAUUUCUGAAUGGUUUCUACAACCCUGUUUGUCUUUAGCAGAUCAAAUUUAUCUGUUAGUAGAUAACAAGAAUUGUUCACGAUUAAAACAGUUCCUCGUGUACUUUUGCUGUUAUCCAUACUUUGUUCUCCUCUUUGCAGUAUCAGUCAAUUGUGAUUUUGUAUGUAGAAAAUUUAUUUAAUCCAAAUUCGAAAUUAGUUUCGAAUAUGUCAUCAAGACGUUAUGAGGGUAUAUCUGGGUAGUUAUUUUUGUCUGGUAUAGUUCAUUACUUUGCUACAUUAGUAAAGAUUUAUACGUCUUUAUUUUACUUUCAAUAAACGUUUUUACAUUAUAUUUGUUUUGCAUCACAUUAACAAGUAGGUAUGUACUGUUUGGAAAAUAAAUUGCCAGAUUCAUCUUCGGAUAUUGAUUAUUGGACAAAACUUUUUUCUUUUGUUUUCGGCUCAUUUCGACCAUAGUCGUCAAGGUCUUGGUUGAGUUAAAGAAACACUUUGGAUGCACUCAACUGAAAGAUAACUUGUGGUGCGUGAUACACUACAGAAAAAUAAAUACAUUUCCAAAAUACUCGCAAUCUGUCUUAGCUUUGCAAGUAUAGCGGGUAUUUUUUUAUUUUUGUACAUAGUAUUAUCCAAUUAUGCUAUCAUGAUUCAGAACCUUGCUCUAGUAUAUGGAAUAUACCCCUUGUGCAACUUUGUUUCAUGUAUAAUCGAGAAAAUGUUGAAUAUACUCCUUGACAUCUGAGCACAAUUUACAUUCUUGUUUAUAAGCAUAGAUGAUUUUUUGUCUAGAAACAUUGCUUGCACUUUAAAACCUAUUUUUAAGCCAUUCUACGAUAUUUGUAAGAUUAUCUAGAUUUACACAUGUCAUAUUUGAGCCAAAGGUUCAUUAUACCUUUGAUGGAUCAAGAAAUUUGGUUUUGAGGAUCUAAUCAUACGAUCUUGGUGUUUUCAAAUGUGUGUCGAUUAUUUGAGAAGGUUAGUUUUUGGACUGAGAAUUUGCACACAUGAAUUCGAUAAUGCGGAGUUAGUACAGCCUCUCAGGGUCAUCAUCAAAUUCAUCAUUAUCGUCAUCACCAAUUUUAUCGCGAUGUUUCACGAACCACGGUUUCUAAUUGUUUAAACAGGACUAAAUAUAAAAUGGAUUUAUCAAAAGUCAUCAAUACUAUUUGUUACAAUUAGGGUUAUAUUUACAAAGCGUCCAAAAAGAUGCAAUGAACGACGUUUCACUGAUUCGGCUCAAAUGAUGUACAUGCUAAAUCGACAACUUGUCAGAUAGCAUCUUAUAAAUUUGUGCAAGUUGUAUCGAAUUUUAAUAAAACAUGCAUACUUAACCUAUUCAAAAUCAAAGAUAAUAUUUAUAUGUAUGGAUGCAAGAAACCUGUGGCAUUUACCUUGAAAUAACCCAUUAGUAUUUAAAAUUGUGCCUACCUUUGGUGCAUCUGGUUAAGAUAUAAAUAUGGGUUUUGAACAAAAAUCAACGAAACUACCUAUUAAAAAUGUAAACCGAUAUGGAAACGGACUCGCUCACCUUUUUCAUCUACAUGCCGGAAAAUCAAGUACGUCGGUGGAAAGCACACAACCUGUUAUAAUUUUAUUUGAUAAUAAUUGCUGUUCCAGGAUACAGUCAUCACAAACCUGUUUAUAAAUUCACAGCUAGGUAUAGAUUUACUAAAAGACAUUUUUGUAAUUCCAUUAAAGUUCUAGCUUUAUUGUAUAUACAUUAUAUUAUAUUAUGGUGUAUUUAUAAUAUGAAUAUUGAAAUACAUAUACCUGUUUCAAUUUAA